CAGCGAGGACACGGAGAGGCAGAGCGGCUUUGCACCACUUUUAGUUAGAUUGGUAUUUACUAUAAAAGCUUCAUUUCAGGCUCCGCAGUGCUCGCUGUUGAGCUGCACACUGACUCACACAGUCAAGAAACGCAUAAAAAAACCGUCUUCAUGUGAGGAGGAAUACGGUGAAAGUCUGGAUUUAACACACGCAGGAGUGGGAGGAAUAACGCAACUCAGGGGUAUUUAUCUUGAUGAUGCCGAGGAGCCAGUUUCUGCUUCGGAUUUGCGUCCAAAACAAGUGUGAAGCCAGAGGAUGACAGAAGCCAGUCCUGUCUGCAGCCCCGCCUCCUCCCACUCCUCCCAGUCAUCGCCUGCUUGCCUCCCAACAUGCAGGAGACACCUGAAGAAAGGCAAAGCCUUCAAGACCAAGCUGCACCUGAGCUCUGCGCCGGGUGUGUGGCUGCUGUUGGGUGUAAUGGUGGUUUUGGUGGGGAUGGCUGUUGCAGUGGCCGGCUACGUAUCUGCAGCACCAAAGUCAGUCAUGGGCGGCCGAGGCAAAACCCACAUUGAUAGGAUGAAGCUGGCCGGGCCCGCGGUCAUGGGAGUGGGCCUGUUCAUCUUCAUCUGCGCCGCCACGCUGCUGUACGAGAACCGGGAUCUGGAAGUCCUCAGGCGAGAUGACCUUGAGGAUCUGAAGGGAGGAGACGGCUGGGAGGAUUCGCAAGAUCAGCCCAGCUUCAGCUGUCAGGAGCAGUGGGAGCAUAAAGAUGGAGAGCAGGGAUCCUGGGCGGCUCCGACCCACACACUCCCCCUCUCAAACCAGAACUGUGAUCCUCCACUUCCUUCACCUCACAGGAACACGCACAACACCAGCAGCAGGCCAUCGUCGCCGCCGCCUCCUACGGAUGCAGGAGGUAGAGAUGGAGAGGAGGUGGAGGAGGAGGAGGAGAAGGAGGGAAGAUCAACCCUGCUGGCCCGAGUUCUGCACCACCAGGAGCCAACUCCUCACCCUCCCUCCCCCUGCCCGUCCAUCUCUCACUCCGUCUACUCAGACUCUUGCAACUCCAGUGAAAUUAACUUCAACAUACGAACAGGCAUUCCUCAACAGUGAACCCCCUGCUGGUUCAACUUGUCUCAUAAAAUAUGCAUGAUGAGAUUCAUCUGGAAGUUUCACGUGCAGACACACACUUAAGACAAGACUAUGCAUUCCUCAAUAAACAAGUGAAAUGUUUGUUGGUAUGUUUUAGUGCCUCCGAGUGGCGCAGUGGCUCUGAGUCACUGUCUGUGAAGGGUGUUUUUGUCCUACAUCGUUCUCUGACUCACCCACGUUUGAAAGAUUGGAGCUAUGCCGUCUGAUGUCAACUCGCCAUCUUGUUGUCUUUGAACUCAACCAUGCCCCAAAUCCCUAAAGCCACUGCUUGUUUGACCAUAUUUGGACCUGAGGAGGAUUGCUGAAAACUUAUUUGGGUGCCGCACUGAGAGAUGGACGCUCACUCCUCUCUCUUACACACACACACAUGCAGAGGUGCAGGGUCUACAUUUCCUUUGCUGGAGAGCUUUAAGAGGAUGAGCCAGAUUAGGUUUUAAAUGAGUCUUUAUCUAAUCUCACACAUACUGUAAUCUACUCUUUAUCUGAGGAAAUUGUGUCUCGCUAUAAACAAGAGAAGCACACGAGGCCACACUCCUCUCACUCGACACCUACAGCCACGCUAUAAAUACCAGCUGCUGCUUUGUACACAUGCGAGCGUGGACUCCAGUUUUCACUGUAAUUCAACAUUUUUUUUAAAAUCACACUGUCAGCUGCUCAGUUUUAUUCUUUUCUCGAGUGUGAUGAAGCGAGAUCUUAAAGAAUUUCAAUCAGAUGGUGGAAAGAAAGAAAAGAGCAUUGACUGACCAAAAAAAAAAAGCAAAAUCUGGUGAGGCUGUUCUGAGUUAUUCCUGACGCAGCUUAACUGAGAAAGCGCUCCUAUGAGUCGCUUUCUCUCCCACCAUCCCGACCUUUCAUCUCCUCUCACUUCAUCAUCCGAUUCCUACGCUUUAUUCAAACACCCCGUCCUCCAUCUCGAUCCCUGGCUUCCGCAAAACAGAGCAAAACAAUGCAGAGUAAAAUGUUACCGGGUCCAAUUAAGCUAAAGCGAGCAUGUUUGAGAGGUAAAGGGGGUAGGAUUUUAAUUAUCGCCAGCAUUUUCUCCUCCAGCCUCUAAUUACACAGGGGAUCAGUCUGAAAGUUUUUAUAGGUGCUUUAGCACCGCAGAGUAUUUCCUUGUUGUUCGGGCCCAUGCUGGGAUCCUGCCAUCCAGAUGACGACCGAGACUGAAGUGUACAGUAAUUUCCAGCCGCACAUUUUACUCACUUAAACGAGCACUCAUCUCACUCUCACGCACACAUACAUACAUUAUGCUGUUUUAAGAUGCUGAAUGUAUAUUUCAGUAGCAGGUCGACAGGGAGAUGUGUCUGAUUUUUCACUGAAUCAUGCAACAAGCUGCAAGCAGCCUCCUUCACACUUACUGCUCAGAAAAGCAGCUCUCUCCUCGCUCUCACACAUACACGAGUCCUUCUGGCUGUGAGAGAUGCUCUGAUGUAUUUACAUUCAGACAGAAAGAUGCUGAAUGUUAGAGCGGCGACCAAAGAUUAGUGCUGAUUAAUCUGCGGAUUAUUUUCAAGAUUACUGUCAAAUGUUUUUGUCUGCAAUAAACUGCCAGUUUAUGAGGUACAGCCAGUUUGAACUAAUGCAGUCUAAUUCAACAGUCAGUGUAUGGGAGCUGAAAACGGCCCUGCUUGCUUUUUUUUCUAACUGCCAUUAUCUGGAGAUAGAAAACAAAGCGUGUGUUAAUCUGUGUCGAUUCUGGAUAAAAACAAAAGGUAGAUUUCUCAAGAUAACCAGAUAAUUCAUCAGGAGAAAACCACUUUUUCUCGAGACCAAAAAAGACAGCUCACUUUCAGUUCUCUAGAGAUAAAUUAUCUCUUUUUCUGCCUUUUGGUUUUUUGAGAAUCUACAUAAUUUAACUCGUUAUCAUGAGAAAACGAGCUCAUGACUCACGACUUCAAGAUAACUGCAUUGUCCGAACAGCCAAAAUCUUAAGAGUUUACUUUUAGAUCAAAGCAAGAAAUCUUUA
Messenger RNA from Epinephelus moara (kelp grouper), 3098 nucleotides. RefSeq lists its product as uncharacterized. The record is from RefSeq and is a predicted model, not a curated record. The transcript is spliced from 2 exons. Lineage: Eukaryota; Metazoa; Chordata; Actinopteri; Perciformes; Serranidae. The coding region runs from base 296 to 1093 and encodes 265 amino acids.